CAGCAUUUGUUAACAAAUACUGCCAUGCAGUAAAAAAAAAAUAAUUGGCAGAGCAAAACACUUACUGAUUCCUGCAUGUGACUACAACUACAGGUUUAAGCGUCCUUGUUGCUGUGAACCAAAAUCAAACAAGAUAAAUGAGGAGAGUUUUUUCAAAAGGAGGUUUCAUUAUUUCUUUCCAGAGAAGAAAAUAUGUUUGAUAGUUUUGGACUCAUUUGCAUGAUUUGGUGGUGUGUGAUGCUCUUUCAUCCUUUGCAUGCUGACAUCCAGUGUAUGGAGUCAGAAGCACAGAAAUCACCUAUUACAAAUGUGAAUGUGGACUGGAGAAAAAUGGAACUGUCCUGGGAGAGCAGCAAGAAUUUUUCUAUGUAUAAAUGUACCAUCAUGAACUGGGACAUGGAAAGCAUAGAGAAAGAGGUGAAUAGUCCACUAUACAGGUUUCCAGCGGAACUGUACAUGCCUCUGCACAAAGGGGUAUUCUUUAUCAUUGAAGUGCCAAACACAAACAUCUCAAAAAAAUGCACCUUUCUCCCUGGAGGCAUGAAUGGGUCAGCCAUUGAAAAUUUCUCCUGUGUGAUUUAUAACAUUUGCCUCAUGAACUGCACUUGGCAGGCAGGAAGGGGUGCUCCAGCAGAUACACAGUAUUUUCUCUACUGGCAGAACUCAAGAGAUGAUGGGGAGAUGGAAUGUGAGCUUUACAUUAAAGACGAAAAUGGCAGAAACAUGGGAUGUAGAUUCCAAAAUGUGAAGAUAAUUGGAAAAGCUUACUUCAUGGUGAAUGGAUCUAGCAAAGACUCCCUGAUCCAGUUCUAUGAUGAGUACAUUGAACUGUAUAAAAUUGAAAUACUCGCUGCUCCAUUAAAUGUCACUGCCCAUUGUACUGGAGAUCCAGCGGGUUGCAUAAUUACAUGGCAUCCACCCCUUACAAGUCACGUGAAAAAAGUAAAGUGUUUUCAGUAUGAAAUUAACAUACAAAAUAAGGAUGAACCCAAAGAAGAGAAAAUGGUUGUAAGGAAUUAUAGAUAUGAAUUCCAAAAUUACAAUGAGAAAAAACGAUACAUUCUGAAAAUCAGAGCACGUGGAACAAAAUGUCUCGUAAGCUCAAAGUGGGGGGAAUGGAGUGAACCCAUUGAGUUUGGUCAAGGGAAAGAUUACUUUAUUUUUGUGAUUUUAUUUCUAAUAGCACUUGGAACAAUAUCAGUGACAGUGCUCCUGUAUUGUCUUUUCAAAAGGUAAAUCAACCUUUUUUUCUGUAGAUACUAUUGAUAGACUAUUAUCUCUACGAAACAUAUUCCUUCAAUCUCCUACUUUCCUACCUGCAAAUUUAAAUAAUCUGAUUAUCAGUGUCAAAAUGUAUUACCGCCAGUAUUGUUGUGGAUGGUCCUUUGGCACACAAAAUCACUACAAGUGAAAAAUGGGGAAAGGAUAUUGAAGUUACUAAGUGGAUCCUGGAUUCCACCAGAUCCUACAAAAGCUAUUGUGUUCUUACUUUUAAGCAUUUAACAUCCAGGUUGCUUUGAAGCCACUGGCUGCAUACAGUACCAGACAAGAGGGAAUCCGGACAAAUUAACGUAUUGUUAUUUUGAUAAAACUUCUCACUCAGUGGUUAAAGACAGUUAUGUCAUGUGAUUUAUUCAAAGUCAUUGAUUAAUAAAGUAUUUAUUUUGACUCUCAUCACAAAAUAAAUUUUAGUUACCCAAGUGAUAAGUAUACUAAUAGUUACCCACCAGUUAACCCACUCAAAAUAUUUUUAUUUUCACUUAAUUUGUAGAGCAAUAGCUAUUCAAUCUUAAAAUGAAAGAAUGUCCUUAAAUUACAACACACAAUGUUUGUGUAAGUUAUAUUACCAGUAUUUUAAAUUUCUCCACAAUGCCAUUUUCUAUCCAAAGGUAUUGCAGUUUCAAGAACAUACUUCCUCCUAUACCACAACCGAGAGACAAAUUUAAUGCAUUAACCGAUGAAGAUAUCCAGGUAUGGUUUCUUUUUAAUUCAGUCAAAUUUGUUAACUCUAAACCACAAUAGGCCAAAGACUAGAACUGACAUAUAAAGAUAAGUGUUACAUUUGGUCCAAUGAAGACCACUGCCUGUCAUGCAAGGUACGCUGCUUUGAAACCUGAAAUGCCAGUGCUGAGACAAAUGAUUAUCCUGUUGGUAUUUGCAGCCAUAUUUUAAGACCAGAGUUUUCACUUUUACGGAGAACGGUAAUUUCUGUGCAUACAAGCUCUACAAGGCUGCUAUUCAUACUUUGAAAAUAACCCAAGAAAACAUUUUCCAUUAGCAUUUUCAAACAUCAAUCACACAAUACAUAAUACAAUGUGAAUAUGUAUUUUAUAACCCUGAUCAACCCCACGUAAAAAUCCUGUCACACUGAAUAAUGAAAAUCAACAGGGCUGGGAAGGCUCAACAGCUUAACUAGUCUUCCUCUCGCACCAGCACAGGAUUAGUGAUUUCAGUGCUUUGUGCAAACUGUAUUUGACCAAUAUACUGUAGCAUCCCUAUGUACCCUAUUCUAUAUUUUUAACUAUCCUCACUUUUAAAAAGCUUUUUAAUAGCCUGUUUUACUGCACUUAAAAUCCAUUACGUUUUAUCCUUAUUCCUUUCCUGUUUACAGUAUCUUACACACUGUUAACAGCAAGUAACUCUUCCUGUCUUUCUACACGUCAUGACAACCAGGCUUCAAACCAUCGAUGCUUCUCAAAUUGUGCAUUUGGGCAGUGGUUGUAUGGUGAUUGCAUUGUGAGGGAAUGCUUUGUCUCAGCUGGCUAAAGCAAAGUCAAUAAAUCAGGCUAGUCAUUUACUGCCUACAAUUCAGUGGCAACACAAUGCUUUUCAAUGAGGCUUUCAAAAGUGGCACAGAAAUUUUCCUUGAACUGUUUACAAAGAAUCCUCAAAGCUCUGACUACUAAAACUCUCUAGUUUUGCAACUAUAUACCAGCACAUUGUCCUAUUUAAUUUAUCUUUUGGUGCUACCACCUUUGACUUUCACAGAAAGCAGGUAGGAAUGUGACAUGGAUAGGUUUCCUCAUACACCUUAAGUCAUAAAUACCUGGUGUCUCACUUCAUACCAGGCUUCUAGAGCAUAAGCCAUCCACAGUCCAUCAUAUUAAAUAAUAAGAGUUAGUACAGUAGCAAGCAGUCUUUCAAAAAUUGCAGACUCUCCAGACUGCUUGCUUUUCCUAAACUUGAGGGGCUUCCAAAUUUCUGUGCAUAUACCACCAGACUUAAAUCAAAUCACUCCAUUACAGCCCAAAGGCCUUUGUCAAUGUGGUUUCUAAAUGCUGGCACGGGUUCUUCCAUGCAGGCAACAAUUUAACAGCAGCAGUUGCCAGAGUUCAAGUGAAGCCCUCAGGUUGCCUUAUACCUGUCAACAGGCACUGUGAAGGUAAUUCAUACGAUUAUGACAUGUUUAAACAGCUUCUAGACUCUUCUUUGCCCAUUUUGAUCUAGUCUUAAAGUCUAAUUUUAUUAUUAUACUUCUUCCCUCCAAACUCAGGUAUCUUUUUAACACUGAUUGAAUGCUGCAAUUCUUUAAAGCAGAAAAUAAAGUACAAAACCAGUAUUUUCAAGAUCUCUCCUCUACUGAACACCAGAACACUCUCGCCCUGAUAUUUAGUGCUAAUGGAUUUAUGAGUUAUUUUGAAACACCC
Messenger RNA from Chiroxiphia lanceolata (lance-tailed manakin), 3647 nucleotides. RefSeq names its product granulocyte-macrophage colony-stimulating factor receptor subunit alpha-like. Gene Ontology annotation, molecular function: protein binding; cytokine receptor activity. Gene Ontology annotation, cellular component: external side of plasma membrane; membrane. The record is from RefSeq and is a predicted model, not a curated record. Gene Ontology annotation, biological process: cytokine-mediated signaling pathway; immunoglobulin mediated immune response. Lineage: Eukaryota; Metazoa; Chordata; Aves; Passeriformes; Pipridae. The coding region runs from base 193 to 1236 and encodes 347 amino acids. The transcript is spliced from 10 exons.